UGAGGGCGAGCAGUCACAAUCCCUCAAGCUGCUUGAACUUCAGGAUUUGAAAGUGUACAGCACAACACAACAAUACAUUUGCUGGCCAACGUCCAACACGGCACCCUGGUCUGAGCCAAAAGCAGUCAAAUAAAGUGUGGCGUAAAAGACGGUGGCAAGAAGAUGAACGGGUCCCUGGACCACCCCGACCAACCAGAUGUGGACGCCAUCAAGAUGUUCGUGGGCCAGAUCCCGCGCUCCUGGUCUGAGGAGCAGCUGCGUGAGCUCUUCGAGCCGUACGGCGCCGUCUACGAGAUCAACGUUCUCAGGGACCGCAGCCAGAACCCGCCACAGAGCAAAGGAUGCUGUUUCAUCACGUACUAUACUCGCAAGUCGGCCUUGGAAGCACAGAACGCUCUUCACAACAUGAAGAUUCUUCCAGGGAUGCACCACCCCAUUCAAAUGAAGCCGGCUGACAGUGAGAAGAACAACGCGGUGGAGGACAGAAAGCUGUUCAUCGGGAUGAUCUCCAAGAAGUGUAAUGAGAACGACAUGCGCUUGAUGUUCUCGCCCUACGGACAGAUCGAGGAGUGUCGGAUACUCCGAGGCCCCGACGGACUGAGCCGAGGUUGUGCGUUUGUGACAUUCACAGCCCGACAAAUGGCCCAAGCCGCCAUCAAGUCCAUGCACCAGUCCCAGACCAUGGAGGGCUGCUCGUCACCCAUCGUGGUGAAGUUUGCCGACACCCAGAAGGACAAGGAGCAGAAGCGCAUGGCGCUGCAGCUGCAGCAGCAGAUGCAGCAACUCAGCGCCGCGUCCAUGUGGGGAAACCUGACCGGGCUGGGGAGUCUGGGGCCGCAGUACCUUGCGAUUUACUUACAGCUGCUGCAGCAGUCAGCCUCCACGGGGAACGCACUCAGCAACCUGCACCCCGCUUCAGGUCUGAAUGCCAUGCAGAACUUGGCCGCCUUAGCAGCAGCGACCGCCAGCCAGGCCUCAGCCACCGGCUCCAGUGCCCUGACUACAUCAAGUAGUCCACUGAGUGCGCUAACCAGCUCAGGCUCCUCCCCCACCUCCAGCAGCACGUCGUCCGUCAACCCCAUUGCAUCUCUGGGAACGCUGCAGUCUCUGGCCGCCGGCACGGGAGCCGGCCUCAACAUGGGCUCGCUCGCAGGAAUGGCGGCUCUGAAUGGCGGCCUGGGCUCGGGAGGCCUGUCUAACGGCUCUGGCAGUACCAUGGAAGCGCUGAGUCAGGCGUACUCUGGAAUCCAGCAGUACGCCACCGCCGCCGCGCUGCCGGGCCUCUACAACCAGAGCCUGCUCUCACAACAGAGCGUCUCAGCCGCCGGGAGCCAAAAGGAAGGUCCAGAAGGCGCCAACUUGUUCAUUUACCACCUCCCCCAAGAGUUUGGCGACCAGGACCUGCUCCAGAUGUUCAUGCCCUUUGGCAAUGUCAUCUCAGCCAAGGUCUUCAUUGACAAGCAGACCAACCUCAGCAAGUGUUUUGGCUUCGUGAGUUACGACAACCCGGUGUCGUCGCAGGCCGCCAUCCAGUCCAUGAACGGCUUCCAGAUUGGCAUGAAGCGGCUCAAGGUGCAGCUCAAGCGCUCCAAGAACGACAGCAAGCCGUACUGAACGCUGGCGGCCGCUUCCCGCUCUCUCUCACCGAGCGUAGGAGCUGCGCUGGUAAGUGGAGUCGCAAACGUACGGUAGGGGGCGCCGCCCGCCGGCCCCCCCCCCCCGUGCUCGCGGACGGACUGGAUUCUUCCCGUGUACUCUUUUGUGGUUCAUGCACUUUGUUUUACCUCCGGCGAGAGCGACAAACUGCUGUGUUUUCUUUUUCGUUUGCUGUGCUACCUUUGAUACCUUGAUUGUUACCACGUGUUGCACUUGGACAGCUUGGUGCCCAAUUUGUUUUCUCUGUUGUG
Phycodurus eques (leafy seadragon) is the source of this 1907-nucleotide messenger RNA. It is a transcript of the gene celf1, whose product is annotated as cugbp, Elav-like family member 1. Gene Ontology annotation, cellular component: nucleus; cytoplasm; ribonucleoprotein complex. Gene Ontology annotation, molecular function: mRNA 3'-UTR binding. Bases 163 to 1614 code for a protein of 483 amino acids. The transcript is spliced from 13 exons. Lineage: Eukaryota; Metazoa; Chordata; Actinopteri; Syngnathiformes; Syngnathidae. The record is from RefSeq and is a predicted model, not a curated record. Gene Ontology annotation, biological process: mRNA splice site recognition; regulation of alternative mRNA splicing, via spliceosome.